AGUCCAAGUUUAGCAGUCGGCUAACUAUCAACUUCCUAACCGCUCAGUCUGAACCCCCUCACCGACUACUUUAGUAUGCUGACUGAGCCGCGUAUUAAUGGCGGAGAGCAAUGACGGAGGAGUUCGACGAAGAUGUGGUAUUUGAGAACUCCCCUCUUUUCCAAUACCUUCAAGAUCUAGGACAUACAGACUUUGAGUCAUGUCCAGUAGCGUCACAGGAGGAGGAAUGUGGUGGAAAAGAGGAAGACCUCACAACUGCUGGAAAAGAUCUGCAGAAAACCUCUGGGGCGCGGUUUUGGAGACUGGUUGAGGCUUUGUGGACCUGGAGCCCUCUUCAUCAGGCAGCUGAAGCUCAUAAGCUGGAGCAGCAGCUGGACAUUGUUUUUGGACAGUACUCGGUCAGAUGCAUCCUGGACCAGGACGUGCUCCUGCAGGAGGAUGUGGAGCUGAUUGAGCUGCUAGAUCCGAGCGUGCUUACCCUCAGCUCGUCGCCCUCUGGCUCCCCCAGCCGAGCGAGUACCCUGCCCAGACCGAGCCUCGUUGCCAAGCCGUCCUUAUGGGAUGUUGCAGGGCUGGUGGGUCUGACUGCAGUGCUGCUGGGUCUCUGCUCCUCACCUGAAAGCCUGUGGUCUGUGGCCGCAGCUCCGUGGGGUCUAGUCCUUCUGGGCUGGUUGGGACUGAGGGGGGUCACGCUGUGGAGACGGGGUCGAAUGCAGACUGACGUCCACACCAGGGCCACGCAGCUCCAGGCUCUGGUCCACAACAGCAAGACUCUGACAGGACUGACUCGUAAAGCCCUGCGUCUGGUGCAGGAGACCGAGGUCAUCUCCAGAGGCUUCACCCUGGUGAGUGCGGCCAGCUCCUUUAGCAGGGCGGGGCCGGGGGCAGUGCCACGCAGCCAGCAGCUGAUCGGACUGAGAAAGGUCCUGUACCGGGCGCUCCGCACAGCCUUCAGAGCCUCACGGAGGGCCACCUGCCACAUGCUCAAAGCGUUCCCUCUGAACUCUGAGAUUGACAACGUGACCAACUACGUGUGUGCGGUGCCACUGAAGGAUCUGGGGCUCGGUCUGGGAGUCGAGCACCUGGGUGACGAGCAGGCCCAGGAGCUGACUGACGACUACAGCCUGCCAGCCCUCAAGAUGCUGUUCCAGCUGUGGUUGGGACAAAGUUCUGAAUGUUUUCGUCGGCUGGCUCUCCUUCUGUCUCCCCACCGAAUCGAGGAGUCCGAGGAAGGCAGACCCAAAGGAGAAGCUUCCUCUCCUCCACCACCUCCUCCUCUGCACUGGUCCAGCGCUGCCGUCACCGAGCCCCUCCAUCGCGCUCUUUCCGCCUGUCUUACAGAGGUGCAGCGCAGCUACGACUUCCACCGACACUUCGAGAUGCAGCCGAGGAUGAUGAGCUCUGACCGGACCGGACGAGCGAGGGAGAAAUGCCAAGAGCUCAACGCCCUGCACACGUCCAUCCGGAGCCUGCAGCUGCACCUCAAGGCCCUGCUCAGCGAGAUGAUCAUCUUUGAGGAUGAUCUGGAGAAGCUGAUGGUGUCCAAGGACCUGACGGAGCUGACAUUGGAAGGGUAUCGGGACUUGAACGAGCGGCUGCAGCAGCUCCAGCCACACAUGCAGGCCAGCACGGGCUGCUGGGAGGACACCGUCAACCAGGUGGAGCGCAUGCUCAGACGGGCCAACGGCUGUCCACGUAAGGAUGGUGUGGAGCAGUGUGGCCCUGCUCUUCCUGAAGCUCCUCCACCGUCCUACCCCCUGAUCCUCGACAGAGACCCUGUGCCAGAUGAGAUGGAGUUGGAGGCCUACGUGUCUGACUCGGACUCUGACGGGGAAGGCAGGGACUCGUGGUUCGACAUGCUGUCUCCAGAGGAGCGGGAACGGCAGCGGAGGGAGAGGGAGGAGUCUCGCCGCGUCCUGUCGGAGCUGAAAGCCGUUCUGGGUUUCCGCGCUUCCGAAGGGGAGAGGAUGAAGAGGAAGCAGCUGCUGUUCAGCGACCAAGCUGCUGCAUCGCCUUCAGUUCUCAGUCGUGGUUCUGCUGCAGACCCACCAGGCGGUCCAAGUCCAGUGGGUUCUGCAGAAUCUGGUGAUAAGGAAGGAAACUACCUAUCAGAACGCUCUGCAGGAAGCAGAGGGGAGGAAGGGGAAGGAAAAGAUGACAGGGUGAGGCCUGACCCCUCUGCAGACCCUGUGACGGAGUUCAGCUGUGGCUCAGAGGAAAGGGAGCUGGGAGGAGCCUCGGUGUGCAGCAGAGGAGGAGGCGGAGCAUCGGAGCUGCAUCAGUACGACGGCGUCACGGAUGAGGAAGACGACGGGGAGGGUCAGAACGGUCUGGACUGCUUCCUGGAACCCAAAGUCCCCCACGUCUCUGUGAUGGACAGGCUGACAGAGAUCCACGGCUCUGAGACUCUCAGCUUCAGCUCCGCCCUCGCCGCUCAGGUGGCCGCACGCUCGCACGCACUCAUCAACAUGGAGGAGCAGAUAUUCGGAGAUGAUGAUGAUGAUGAGGAGGAGAUCAACAGAAGGACCUCAGAGAAGGACUAAACAAUAAACCCGACUGAUUUAGUUGAGCAGAGACAUUAUUUAAGUCCGUCUUGUCUCGAUGGGUACCAGAACCACUAA
Nematolebias whitei (Rio pearlfish) is the source of this 2621-nucleotide messenger RNA. It is a transcript of the gene vezt, whose product is annotated as vezatin, adherens junctions transmembrane protein. Gene Ontology annotation, cellular component: plasma membrane. Gene Ontology annotation, molecular function: myosin binding. NCBI's taxonomy places the organism in Eukaryota, Metazoa, Chordata, Actinopteri, Cyprinodontiformes, Rivulidae. The record is from RefSeq and is a predicted model, not a curated record. The transcript has 13 exons. Gene Ontology annotation, biological process: cell-cell adhesion.